AAAUAAUUAAUGACAACUAACUGCACUCUAUUUUAGCUAUUUCUGUAAAACAAAAAAGAAGUAUAAGCUAUAAAGUAAUAAUUAGUAGUUUUAUUACCCUUCAGAGGUUUAUAAAGAAAUGGUUAUUCAUCAAAAGAUUACCAAUGAGAAUAAUUCUAAGGGAAAAAUGUAAAUGAAAAACCACUGUUUUUUUUAUUUAAAUCAUAGGUUUAAAUGUACAGAGCGCUGGAAACAUUCAAAAUAAUAAAAAUUGUUCCCUCAAAUUAGUAAUUAGUGGGCACGAAUUAGUAUUUUGUGUGUACAAAUUAGUCUUUUGUAGUCACAAAUUGGUAGUAGGAAUUGAUACUAAAAUAAUUUUUGCAAAUAAAAUAAAGUACUUGGUGGCCACAAAUGAUUAAUUUGAGGGAACAAUUUUUUAAAAUUUAUUUUCACGUUCAGGGGUCCGUAUAAACGUGUUAUCGUUAAAUCGAGCAAGUCGGUGUGUGUUUGUGGAAGUGUGCGUUGCUGUUUUAUUGACUUAAAAUCAGGUUUGAAAGCUCGUGCCUCAUUGGGCUGUUCUGAGCAUGCGCAAUAGCGCAGGCCGUCGUCUCCCAGGGUUACCAUCAACAACGCCUUUAUCCACCAUUGCCCUAUCGUUCGUAGGUUUUAGACAUACACCGUUCAUUCUUGGUUGCAUUGUGUUUGUGUGUAUAAAAGCUUUGCCAUUGCGUUUCACUGAGGAAACCAUUAAACAAACUAAAACAUCGGUUAAUGAUCCAGUGGUUAAUUAGCCUCGAACACAUGCUAGCAUGUUCUACAACUCCACAAUCGUAACUCAAUUAUCUAGGUUUUUAUAAUGACACAUCAAGAGGUUAGAACACUAGCUUACCCCAAAAGUCCAAAAGCAUCUAAAAGAACAACAUUUCAGGAUGAACUUCAGGCUGCGGUGUCUUCUAGAGCCAGCAGAGCUAAAUUGGAGCAUUAUGAUUAUUAUGAUAAUGAUGAAGAUGAUUUUUUAAAUGAACUCAUCAACUCCAGAAAAAAGAGGAAUGCUUUCAAGGCCAGGAAGAAUAAAGGCAAAAUGAAUAACUUUGAGCUAUCGGAUGACGAAAGCAGUCAAACCACAAGAAAAAAGGUCUCCUUCUUGAAAACCCAAACAACCAGCUCCUCAUCGAACCACACAGAAACCCCAGAGUUGUUAAAAAAUGAGCAGCCGGUUGACAAUAGUGGCUCUUUUUCCUCGGAGCAGUCGACCCAUCUUGGGGAAGAAACCAUGUCAUCUAAAAACAGUGCCUUGGAGUCCACAGAACCGGAGAUCGCUAGAGAAGAUUCCAGUCUGUCAUAUCAAACAUCAGAGGAUAAUCUACCUUUGCCAUUGCCAUCUGACAACAGUGUGGUUGAAACUCCAGAUGUAGUGGAAGAAAAUUCUGAGAGUCCAUCCAGACCAACAUCCAACCAAAACCAUGAUAUCCCAGCUGACAAUAUUAAAUAUAAUGAACCACCCAAGCCCAAACCGCGCCAAAGGACCUUUAGACUGAGAUCUCAUGUUACAGAGAAGUCAUCAGAAGAAACUGGAUCUCAAGAUCCUUGUGGAGCCCAGACGUCUUCUGCAUCAAUCCCACUCUCAGCUGAUACCUCCAGCCUGAUGACUUGGACAGAAGGAGACCAAGCAGUUUCAAGUCUCAGUAAAUCCUCUUCCAAAGAGAGUCAACAGUUUGUCACAAAGACCACAUGUGGUUCUGAUUCUAGAGAUGGACUCAUUUCUGAUGACAACAAAGAGCCAGAGAGAAAUUACUCUUCAUCAUUUCAAGAAUUUAGUGAAUCCUCGAGGGAUCACACAGAUCUGCCUUCUCAGUCCCCUGAAAAAUCAUUUGAUACGAGGACAUCGAGCUCCAAAACCCCUGAGAGGCCUCGGAGUGAGUGCACCAAAGUGGAAUCCAAGUAUUUGGGAGCACUCAAAGUUCUUGACCGCAAAGUUUCCCUGCAGGAAUCUCAACCGCAGGCAGCUGAAUCCCUCAGAGCAGCUGUUUAUCAGGAAUGGCUCAAAAAGAAAAAAGAAAAGUCAAGAGAGAACAUGCAGCUGAAGAAGAAAGAGGAACUUCAGAAGGAAAAAGAGAAAGAAGACCAAGAGGCUAAAAAAGAAGAAGCGAGUGCAUCAUAUAAAGCAUGGAAAGAAAAGAAGGUCGAAAUUCUCCGAGCAAUGGCCAAAGAGAGGAAAGACAGGAUUAGAAAAGAACAAAGAACAACUCAAGAGAAACAGGAAAAAAGGCAGUCUGCCAUUGAGAUGUUUGAGAAAUGGAAGCGUCAGCAUGAUCAUCUUCUCCAAGACCAAUACAGAAAACAGAAAGAGGCCGAAAACAAACUGAAGGAAGGAAAACAACUGAAAGAGGAGGAAAGAAAGAAAAACACCCAAUCUGCAUUUUCUGACUGGUGUGAAAAGAAAAAAGAUGUCCUCCAUGAAAAGCUAAAAACGGAACGCAAAGCGGUUGAAAAUAAGAAAGAAGAGGAGCAAUAUCUGAAAGAGGAAAGGGAGAAGACAGCUUUGCAGAUGUAUGAGAACUGGCUGAGAAGAAAAGAUCUGGAACAAAAGAGACAAAGAGAAGAAAGACGAAUACAAGCAAUACUGUUGGACAGUCCACCUCCACCGUGGAGCCCACCAAACAAAACCAUACCCUUUAGAAAAUAAUCCUUCAACUACAGCUUAUCCAGAGAAGGGUUUUAAAGUAUUCCGUGACUGAAAAAAGGGACAGUUAUUUUUUCAAAUAUCUACAUAUAUAUAUUUGAUUUAUUUUGCAGCAACCAAUUCAUUUUUUAAUGUUUUUAUAUACCAAAAAGCUGACCAACAUUUUUUGGAAAUUGUUUUCUUCAAUUUGGUACAAAUUAAAUAUGUUUUUAGAAAUUUGUUUUCUGGAAAGUGAUACAUUUAGUUGUUACUAAAACAAACGCACAUUAAGGAGCAUUUCAGAAGGAUAUCUGUCAUAUAUGAAAAUCUGCAAUAACUGUUAUCUUUAAAUGCUAACACUGACCUGUUUUUUUUUAAACCUGUCUUUAGUUUUUAUCUUUGACAUAAAGACAAAAAAUACCUCACAAACCUCUCCAAAUCCAAUUAUUAUCAUCAUUAUUAUCAAUCAUCCAUAUCAUUUCAAAUAGCAAAAGUGUUUUCCUCUUAAAAUCAGCUAUAAAAUAUGUUGAUAGAUUUGCUUUUGUUGUUUUACUUCUGUGAGUUUAUCUAAUAAACUGCUUUUUCUAGU
Messenger RNA from Oryzias latipes (Japanese medaka), 3230 nucleotides. RefSeq names its product microtubule-associated protein 9. Lineage: Eukaryota; Metazoa; Chordata; Actinopteri; Beloniformes; Adrianichthyidae. Gene Ontology annotation, biological process: mitotic cytokinesis; mitotic spindle assembly; regulation of mitotic cytokinesis. The record is from RefSeq and is a predicted model, not a curated record. Gene Ontology annotation, cellular component: astral microtubule. Gene Ontology annotation, molecular function: microtubule binding.